This is a messenger RNA of Trichophyton verrucosum HKI 0517, 321 nucleotides long. RefSeq lists its product as uncharacterized. The record is from RefSeq and is a predicted model, not a curated record. Lineage: Eukaryota; Fungi; Ascomycota; Eurotiomycetes; Onygenales; Arthrodermataceae. The transcript is spliced from 3 exons. Bases 1 to 321 code for a protein of 106 amino acids.
AUGACUGAAGUCUCACUUCUAACCGGCGGCAUAUUUCGAUAUGCUUCUGGGAGUGUGGCACGUGACCGUGUUGGGAAAAAGCGACGACGCGAAGUUGAAUAUCAAGAAGAAGAGAAGAAGAAGAAGAAGAAGAAGACGGCGAUAUUAAAGACGGAGAGGAGAGAGGAAAGGAAGGGAAGAUAUAGGGAUAGAGAGAGAUCAGAGACAGAGAGACGAGAUAGCAUGUCUUACUACGACGUCGACGCUAUCCUGACGGACUCGCAGAGAGAGACCGCAGGAUCAGGAGCAGGAUAUCAAGAAGAAGAGAUCGACGAGACAUGA